AUGGGUGUACGCAUCCCGAUGCUGCUCCUGGUGUGGCUGCUGGUGUUGGUGGUGCUGGGGGAGCCUGGGUCGCCUGAAGAAAGCCGGACGUCAGGUCUUAAGAACACCACGAGCAUCAGACUCCUCUCAAUGCCAUGUGGCCACCGGAAUGAAAUUCGGUCACUCAUAGUAGGCGGGACAGAAUCCGUGCGAGGGCGCUGGCCGUGGCAGGCCAGCCUGCGCUUGAGGAAGUCCCACCACUGCGGAGGAAGCCUUCUCAGCCACCGAUGGGUGCUCACGGCUGCACACUGCUUUGGAAAGUUCCUUGAUCCAGCCAAGUGGACAGUCCAGCUUGGGCAGCUUACUUCCAAGCCAUCUCUCUGGGACAGGAAGGCCUACUCUGACCGGUACAGGGUAAAAGACAUCAUCAUAAACUCCGAAAACACAAAGAAGUUCCACGACCUCGCCCUGCUGAGGCUGGCCUCCUCGGUCACCUACAGCAAGUACAUCCAGCCCAUCUGUGUGCGGUCCUCCACCUCCACGGUCCAGCGGCAGCCCAGCUGCUGGGUGACCGGCUGGGGCGUCCUUCAGGAGGACUUGAAACCUCUGCCACCACCCUACCACCUCCGAGAAGUGCAGGUCACCGUCCUGAACAACAGCAGGUGCUAUGAACUGUUCAGAAGGGUUUUUUUCCACCUCUUCAUCAGCAGUGACGUGUUCUGCGCCGGUGCUGAGGAUGGGAGUGCGGACACCUGCAGGGGUGACUCAGGAGGUCCUCUGGUCUGCAACAUGGAUGGUCUCUGGUAUCAGAUUGGGGUCGUGAGCUGGGGAGUAGGCUGUGGGCGGCCCAGCCUACCUGGCGUCUACACCAAUGUGACUCGUCACUACAACUGGAUCGAGAGCACCAUGACCCUUAGUGGUGCCGUCAGGCGUGAGCUGGCCCCGCCCCUGCUGUUCCUCACUCUGCACUGGGCUCGCUGGCUUUUGAGGCCCACCUGA
Molecule: messenger RNA, 978 nt
Organism: Acomys russatus (golden spiny mouse)
Lineage: Eukaryota; Metazoa; Chordata; Mammalia; Rodentia; Muridae
Product: serine protease 41-like
Exons: 7
Coding region: 1-978 (325 amino acids)
Biological process (GO): proteolysis
Molecular function (GO): serine-type endopeptidase activity
Source: RefSeq, a predicted model, not a curated record